AUGUCUUUAGACAGUGUCCUGCAGUCAGAAAAAUAUGGUCAAGUCUUAAUCUCUCUUGGGGUAUAUCCUAUAGAUCAAAAUAUUGGUGAAUGGCUUACCUGGUUUUUUGCAAGAGGUACCAAGGAACAGUGCAGGAUCUUUUGUUGUGCAUCGUGGCUCAUAUGGAGCUCAAGGAACCAGUUUGUUCAUGAAAAGAAAUCCAUUUCAGUACGGGAUCUAGUUGAGAAAAUCAGAAGCUAUUUGACUGAACUGGAAGGGAUCAGAGAUAAGAAACUUGCCUCUAUUACCGAAAACACCCAUAGUCAAAUAGAGGAGACAUCGAGAUCAAAGGUAUUGUUUGAUGCAGCCUUUGAUGGGAGAAAUUUUCGAUCGGCCUCGGGGGUAGUGGUUAGGGACCAGAUGGGGGUAACGACACUCCAUGAAAAUAUCUCCUCCUCAUUCGUAGCCGAAGCUCAUACAGGGUUAGAGGCCAUCAAGUUAGUAACAUCAAUGGGUUUAUCUUCUGUAAUAAUAAAGGGACACUCGAAAACAGUUAUUAAGAAAUGUAAAUCGCAAGAAGUAGACAAAUCCGUUCUUGGAGCGAUCAUUCGAGAUAUUCAGAGAAAAAGAGACAGUCUUCAAGAUGUUAUUUUCUAG
Gossypium arboreum is the source of this 636-nucleotide messenger RNA. RefSeq lists its product as uncharacterized. NCBI's taxonomy places the organism in Eukaryota, Viridiplantae, Streptophyta, Magnoliopsida, Malvales, Malvaceae. The record is from RefSeq and is a predicted model, not a curated record. The transcript has a single exon. Gene Ontology annotation, molecular function: nucleic acid binding; RNA-DNA hybrid ribonuclease activity. The coding region runs from base 1 to 636 and encodes 211 amino acids.